AUUCAGAGUGUCUUCACACCAGCAGGGACACUGUUCACCCACUGAGAGACACUCACCAUGGCUUCAGCACUGAAUUGCACACACUUUUUGUUGUGUUUUAUUUAUUUAUCGUUACUGUUUGCCACCGUAUUUUGCGACACUGAUGAAGAAGAAGAUGAGCAUGCCAAGCACUCGUACACGGUGGAAAUGUUCAACGAGGCGGUGCCCACUGCACCCCACUUUGUCAUGUUUUAUGCCCCAUGGUGUGGCCAUUGCCAGAGGUUACAACCUGCUUGGAAUGAACUAGCAGACAAGUACAACGGCAUGGAUGACCCACCCGUGUAUGUGGUUAAAGUUGACUGCGUGCAGGACACAAAGUUUUGCUCUAUUAACCACGGGGUUAGGGGCUACCCCACGCUGAAGUUGUUCAGGCCAGACCAGGAGGCAGUUAAGUACCAGGGUUCCAGAGACCUCCAGUCUCUGGAGACCUGGAUGCUCAAGACACUCCAGGAGGAGCCUUCAGAACCUGAGAGUGAACAGGAGCCUCCUAAAGCCCCUGAGCCCAAACAGGGCAUGUAUGAGCUGACUGUGCCCACAUUUAAGGCCCACAUAGCUAAAGGGGCCCAUUUUAUUAAAUUCUUUGCCCCAUGGUGCGGUCACUGCAAAGCCAUGGCCCCAACCUGGGAACAGCUGGCCACCACCUUUGAGCACUCUGAUGAUGUCAAGAUAGGAAAGGUUGACUGUACACAGCACUAUGAGGUGUGCUCUGAUAAUGGCGUACGGGGAUAUCCCACACUCCUCUUCUUCAACAAUGGACAGAAGACUGAACAGUACAAAGGAAAACGAGACCUGGACUCUUUCAAAGACUUUGUGGACAACCAGGUGAAGGCUGCAGCCACUGAGGAGGAGGAACCGAGCGAUGAACAAAAACCCAAUGAGAUCCCCACUGAAGAGCCAGCCAAAGAAGAGUCGAGUGUGUUGACCCUGACAGAAAGCAACUUUGAUGCAGCCGUAGCUAAAGGCUUUACCUUUAUCAAGUUCUACGCUCCAUGGUGUGGACACUGUAAAAACCUCGUUCCGACAUGGGACGACCUCUCUAAGAAGGAGUUUCCCGGCCUCACUGAUGUCAAGAUCGCCAAAGUGGACUGCACUGUUGAGCGCACACUCUGCAACAAGUACUCUGUUCGAGGCUACCCAACCUUGAUCAUCUUCAGGGCCGGGGUGCAGGGUGACGAGCAUCAUGGAGGACGGGACCUGGAGAGUCUGCACGGCUUUGUGAUGAAGCAGGCCAGAGACGAGCUGUAGAAGUGGUCAAAAACACGGCUCGAAUCUCCACCACUUUGUUCGCCCACACUGCGCAACUGGCCAGUAGGACCCCACUCUCUCUCCUACAGUAGCCAAACCUCUCUCUAUAUCUCUCCACUCGGGUUCUCUUCACGAAGGAGCCAGUGACAGACUGCUGCAGUCUGAUCUUUCUCUGGUGUUUAAGGACAAAAUGGUUCAGUAGAAGGUUUUGGAUGGGAAUGUAUUUCUUAUGCAGUUGAGCAACCCAGGCUUUUGUUUGGAUCUGUAAAUGAAGUGAUAUGUCUGACAACCACUUUGAAAGCACUGCUAAAACAAUCAGAUCUGGAAUUCCUCACACUUGUGUUUCUUAUUAAAAGGGUUGACAUUAGAGGACAGCGUCUGCUGUUAACAAUGAUUUGUUUCUGAUGAACUUCUGUAGCCAUUUCACUCCUUUUAAACUCUAUAUUUUUUACAUGGGAUCUGUUGUUUAAUCGUAAGCCAUUUGUGUUUCGGUACUGUGAUUUUGUGAGCCAAAUGUGAGUGUUAAGUUGAGGGUACUUUUUAUCCAUGUCAGCAACAGUCUGUCUGACUUAACUCUCAGGGAAUUGCCCUCCCAGAUCAUUGUCAUCACAGGAGUCUGAAAGUGGACACGACUAUUUUCUCUUGAUGAAGAAGAUUUUCAGCUUUUUUGAAAUAAAAAAAAAACUAAACAUCACAA
Messenger RNA from Labrus bergylta (ballan wrasse), 1981 nucleotides. It is a transcript of the gene txndc5, whose product is annotated as thioredoxin domain containing 5. Gene Ontology annotation, cellular component: endoplasmic reticulum. Gene Ontology annotation, molecular function: protein disulfide isomerase activity. Lineage: Eukaryota; Metazoa; Chordata; Actinopteri; Labriformes; Labridae. Gene Ontology annotation, biological process: protein folding. The record is from RefSeq and is a predicted model, not a curated record.